Molecule: messenger RNA, 1292 nt
Organism: Diorhabda sublineata
Lineage: Eukaryota; Metazoa; Arthropoda; Insecta; Coleoptera; Chrysomelidae
Gene: Ubox5
Product: RING finger protein 37
Exons: 1
Coding region: 11-1198 (395 amino acids)
Biological process (GO): protein polyubiquitination
Cellular component (GO): nucleus
Molecular function (GO): ubiquitin protein ligase binding; ubiquitin-ubiquitin ligase activity
Source: RefSeq, a predicted model, not a curated record
CUUUAGCAUCAUGUUCAACUUCGUUGAUUCGAAAUUGGCCCCAAAGGUUUCUUGCAAAUCACCAGCAACUGAAAAUUACGAGGUUGAUAAUCUUAUCAGCAGUAAUUCCGUGGACAGGAUUCGGGGAUUUAUUUCGUAUCCUUCAAUUAAACCACCUGUAGAUGUAGAAUUUGUUUUUUUAUGUCCUGUUAAUAUCCACUACAUUGUGUUGAAUACAACUGUAGGAAAUCAAAAAUGUAGUGGUAUAGAAUUAUUUGCAAAAACGGAACAUUUAGAUUACUCGUCCAUUGGAAAAUCCGUUUACAAUGCUGCUGGGGUAAUAUUCUGUAAUAGUAGAAAGUAUUCAAAAUAUGAUUCAUAUCCAAAUUUUAAUACCUCUUUCCAAAAAGUUUUUUUCAAAUCUGAUACCUUUAAAUAUUUCUUGAAUGCUACGGGAAUAAAAGUGUUAAUUUUUCGUACAGAUAAAUCAGUGCCUUGCCUCGGAAGUGUGGAAGUUUGGGGCAUUCCUUCAAAAACAUGUUCCAAAGUUACUGUAAAUACUAUUACUAAACUUGCUACUAACAGAUGUACUGAAUUUUCUCCUACGCAAACUAUUAAAACUGAAGAGUUCAUAAUUCCAGAAGAUUUUAAAGAUGAUUUAACAUAUGAAAUUAUGACCAUACCUAUGACCUUACCAUGUGGAAAAACUAUAGAUCAAAGUACAUUAGAGAAACAUUUAGAAAGUGAAAAGUGUUUUGGUAGAAAACCAUGUGAUCCUUUCACAGGUGUUAAGUUUAAUGAUAGUUUAAAACCAGUGAUGAAUGUAGCAUUAAAAAGUAGAAUAGACAUGUUUAUGCUACAGAACUCCCAUAGGCCAGAAUUACUUAAUACAAAAAGAAUAUUAGGACGUGCUAUUAGUAAUUCUAGUGAAAGUGAUACUUCAAGAGAAAGAAUGUCAGUUCAAUGUGAUGAGGGUGAUUUGGAGGUAGCAAUAGCUAAUGCUAAAAGAAGUGCAAACUUCACUAUAUUUACUAGUGACGAGUCAAAUAGUACUAUCAAUAAGUGUGGUGCGUGUAAGACUGAAUCUAAUUUUUUGUAUAAAAUUCUCUGCAAUCAUCUAUUUUGUAGAUCAUGUUUAUUGGAGCUUUGUCAAAGUUUGGUCUGCUCAAUUUGUAAUAAAAGUUUUGUUAAAAACGAUGUUAAAAAAUGUUACUUUUAAGGAUAUAACACAAUAAAAUUGUCUCUUUGAAAUUACAGGUUACUUUUAUAUUAUAUUAAUUGUAUUUAAAUAUUUAAAUAAAGUUUUAAACAAA